Molecule: messenger RNA, 2260 nt
Organism: Anopheles coustani
Lineage: Eukaryota; Metazoa; Arthropoda; Insecta; Diptera; Culicidae
Gene: eIF2A
Product: eukaryotic translation initiation factor 2A
Exons: 3
Coding region: 51-1973 (640 amino acids)
Biological process (GO): translational initiation
Cellular component (GO): cytosolic small ribosomal subunit
Molecular function (GO): protein binding; ribosome binding; tRNA binding
Source: RefSeq, a predicted model, not a curated record
AAUCGUUCGUAGUCGGAAAAUCGAAAUCGUCACAGAAGGACUCGUGAACGAUGGCGAGCGGAAUAAUUCCUACUUUAGCACUUCGGUCCUCGAAAGGAGUCGAAGUGUGGAAGCCCGAACAGCAACAACAGCAGCUCGAGUUUAUUCCGGUGUCAGGAUUUACCCCCGACCAGAGUAAAUCUUGCCGCGCUAUUGUUUAUAGUCCGAAUGGGCGAUUUCUGGCCUGGGCCAACGGUUCCACCGUGCAGUUGUGCCGGGUGUCGGAGAAUUGGAAGAACAUCGCCUCGCUGCCUCGUCCUAAGGCGUGCUAUCUGCAGUUCUCUCCGUGCAGCACCUACCUUAUGACAUGGGAGGUGUACACCGAGAACCCGAAGGAGACGCCGAAGGAAAAGCCGAACCUGUUCAUCUAUCGGGCGGAGACGGGUGAGGAAGUGUUUUCCAUCAUCCAGAAGCGCCACCAGGACUGGCAAAUGCACUGGAGUAGCGAUGAAAGCAUAGCAGCUCUGUUGGUCGGCGGAGAGGUGCUAUUCUACGACCACAGUCCGACUGGGCCCGGUUUCAAGCAGGUGGUGAAACGCUUCGGGGGCCUACGGAACGGAGGCGUUUCAGUGGCUCCCGGACCGUCGCCACCGCAUAUCGGUGUGUACAUUCCGGGCACGAAGGGUGCUCCGUCGAUGUGCCGGUUGUUCAAGUAUCCGAAUCUGGAGAUGAACCAACCAGUUGCAUCAAAGAGUUUCUUUCAGGCUGACAAGGUGGACAUGAUGUGGAAUCGCAAGGGCAACGGAUUGAUCCUAAUGACGAGCACGGAUGUCGAUGCUUCUGGAGUUUCGUACUACGGCAAGCAGGCGCUCCAUUACAUGACUCCAAAAGGCGAUUCGUGUGCGAUCCAGUUGAACGCCGAGGGUCCAAUCCAUGAUGUCGCAUGGAGCCCGAAGUCGAGCGAGUUUUGCAUCGUGUACGGAUUUAUGCCUGCCCGAGCCACACUUUUCAACCUGAAGUGUGACGUUGUGUACGAGUUCGAGCCCGGCAACCGAAAUGCGAUCUAUUUCAACGAUUUUGGCAACUUGGUCGUAUUUGGUGGCUUCGGCAAUCUGCCGGGUUACAUUGAAACGUGGGAUUUAGUUCGCCGGAAGAAGCUUACAAGCUUCAAGGCGCCCGAUACGACCCUGCUCGAGUGGAGCCCGGCAGGCGAUAAGUUUAUGACGGCCACCACCGCUCCGCGUCUCCGUAUGUCGAACGGAUUCAAGGUUUGGCACUACUCCGGUGCCCUGCUUGGCGAGUACAAUUGGGCCGGCGAGCUAUUGGAAGUGGUUUGGCAAAAGUACGAGCCAGGGACGUUCCCCGAGGUCACCAUUUCCGACAAAAAGGUAACUGGGAUUGUGUCCACCACACCAGUGGCCAGCAAACAAAAGUACGUGCCACCGGGUGCGAGGAACAGUAUCGUUGUGACGAGCAGCGGCCAAACGAUUGACUUGAGACCACCGAUUCCGGGACUCCCGCCCGGAUACCGUUCGGCUACGCAGAUCAAGAACAACAAGAAAAAGGAAAAGAAAAGCAAACCAGCUGAUGGUGCUGAGAAUGGAACGACCGGCCAGGGGAAGGAUCCUGCUGAGACGAAACCACCUCAGGCGCAGAAAAAAAAGGCUCCAAAAGCAGCGCCUAAAAAAGAGAGUACUGAUGGCGAUGUCGCCAAUGGAAAUGCUAAAUCAUCGGCAGCAGCAGUCAACGUGACAAAAGAUCAGGAGCAAAACGACUCGACCACUCCGGGCGAGCCGAAACCGAAGCCAUCCCUUACCGGGGAUCCGGAGAAGGAUAAGAAGAUUCGAGCCAUCAACAAGAAGUUGAAGGACAUUAAGCUGCUGAAGGAGAAGCACGAGCGCGGGGAAAAACUCGUCGCCACGCAGCUCACUAAAAUGAACUCCGAGGAACAGUUGACGAAGGAAUUGAGUGCUCUCAAGGUGGGGGCCGCCUAAGCCUGGCAAAAGUCUUGACUUCCAUCUCUCUCGCUGCCAUCCUGUGCACAGACGCACACUGCAACCCCUUACCUUGGGUGGUUUCUCUUGGUGUACAGAUUAAAAACCUUUCAAACCUGGGCAAUGGGCAAUGAGUUUGCUACCAGGAAAUGGAACAGCGGCGACAACAUCGAACACACUACACUAUUUUUGAUACUUCAACGUAUGAAACGGGAGGUGGUGUCCUUAAGCGUGAAAUAAAUAUACUUUGCAGAAAACGUUAAAAACGUGCGCUUCGCUAUUGCUAG